This is a messenger RNA of Polypterus senegalus (gray bichir), 4512 nucleotides long. RefSeq names its product seizure related 6 homolog (mouse)-like 2 (gene sez6l2). NCBI's taxonomy places the organism in Eukaryota, Metazoa, Chordata, Cladistia, Polypteriformes, Polypteridae. The coding region runs from base 1110 to 3857 and encodes 915 amino acids. Gene Ontology annotation, cellular component: endoplasmic reticulum; neuronal cell body. The record is from RefSeq and is a predicted model, not a curated record. The transcript has 21 exons. Gene Ontology annotation, biological process: synapse maturation.
AAGUACAAUUGCGGCUCCAAAGCCCUUCCACGAGCAGACCGUGAGAUGCGACAGCAGCAGACCUCACAGAGUUAAAGAGACGAGAUAUGAAACGGGAUCGCAGCGCAAAGAGAGGCACCACAGUGAGGUCUGACAUCAAACGUUACAUAAAACCCAUGAAGGAAUCCGUAGGACGGCGAGAUCGGACAGACCCAGGGCUGCGAGGAGCCAACAAUUCCGUUUUCCGAGUUCACAUCGAGGAAGCAAAGCUGCUGGCAGUCGAUCCGAUUCGAUCCAGCUAAAAAAUUCCAGCCAACGAAAACGCCAGCGAAGAAAGCGCAGACAGACGGACAGGUGAACGCGGGCUGCUGUGCCGGGCUGUGCCGCCGGAGGCGCGAGUGAGUCUGCGCCCUCAGACAAUAGACACGGUGAGAAGCUGUCAUCGCCGACUGUGUGGACCUGCAUAGCAGCCGGAGAGGCACAUACCGACACCCGGAGAAACGGAGCACUGCGGACGGGCCGACGGCAGCGGGGACACACGCUCGCACCAGCAUCCCCCAUUACAUCCACCGGGGUCGUGCCCAGAGGCGACCAAGAGGGGGCAGGCAGGACCGGUCGGGAACGGGAGCGUCGGGGAGACUGCUGACAGGUUGAGCCGGACCCCCUCUGCGGGAUUUUGAUCGCCUUCCGCAGCGCGCUCGCCGCCUCUCGUUCUCGCAAGGCGCUCAUCUGCCUGAUGUGAAUUCAACGAGAAGACUCAAUGGGUGUCAGCGUUCUGCCUUCUAAGAUGUGCACCUUCGCCCUGUGCCUCUACCUGGGGCUGGCCGUGGUCCGAGGUCUACCCUUGGCACCGGAUGAAGACACAGGACUUGACGACGGACUUGGGUCCACAGCAGCACCCAUCAUGCUGUCCACUCAGCGUGCGGACACUGUACCCGCCUCGUCCACCUCCUUCAGGCAGCUCAUCCACGCAUCUCUGCUCAGGAAAGAUUAUCUGGGCCAGGAACAGACCUACUCCGGUUGAGCCGGACCCCCUCUGCGGGAUUUUGAUCGCCUUCCGCAGCGCGCUCGCCGCCUCUCGUUCUCGCAAGGCGCUCAUCUGCCUGAUGUGAAUUCAACGAGAAGACUCAAUGGGUGUCAGCGUUCUGCCUUCUAAGAUGUGCACCUUCGCCCUGUGCCUCUACCUGGGGCUGGCCGUGGUCCGAGGUCUACCCUUGGCACCGGAUGAAGACACAGGACUUGACGACGGACUUGGGUCCACAGCAGCACCCAUCAUGCUGUCCACUCAGCGUGCGGACACUGUACCCGCCUCGUCCACCUCCUUCAGGCAGCUCAUCCACGCAUCUCUGCUCAGGAAAGAUUAUCUGGGCCAGGAACAGACCUACUCCGGCACCACAACUGACCCCACUCAAGCGGUUCCUUUGAUUACCCAAUCAGAUCCUGGCAUCACAGCGACAUUUGCAGGUGCACUGACCACAGCAGUCAUGUCCGCCUCCUCCGUCACCCUACCUGGAAAGUCCAAGGGUUCAGCCUUGUCCACCAUGUCAUCGGUGUAUGAAAGAGCAGGGGGUGAAGAGACCACGACGACCCUUAUCACAACCACAACAAUCACCACUGUGCAUAUGCCAGUGCAAUACAGUUCCAACCUGAGUGCCCAGGAUGGGUUCAUCGAGUCUCCAGAGCCUACUGGGUCUGGAUUCUACCACAGCCUGGACUGCACCUACACCAUUCGAGUUUACAUGGGCUAUGGCGUGGAGCUCCAGGUCAGACACCUCAACCUGUCCAAGGAUGAGUCCUUGAGAAUCGAGAGCUUUGGAGGGGAGGGGCCGGUCUUCUUGGCCAACGAGACACUGCUGGCUGAAGGCCAGGUGAUCCGCAGUCCCACCAAUCAGGUCCUGAUUCAUUUCCAAAGUUUCCAGCCGUCCUCUCCAGGAGUCUUCAAGCUGCACUAUCAAGCCUACCUGCUCUCCUGCUCAUUCCCGUUGUCUCCUUCUGACGGGGGCGUAUCCGUCAGUGACUUGCACCCGGGAGGCUCCGCCCAAUUUCACUGUGAUCCAGGCUAUGAAGUCAGAGGUCACGAUGUUCUCACCUGUCUUAACUCGACUCGACCACAUUGGAGUGGACCAGAGCCCACCUGCGUAGCCGUGUCAUGUGGAGGCAUAAUCCGCAAUGCCACCCUGGGCCGGAUCCUUUCUCCCUACCCGGCCAGUAACCACAGCAACAACCUGAGCUGCCAUUGGCUGAUCGAGGCGGCAGAGGGACGCCGACUGCACCUGCAUCUCGAGAGAGUGGCUUUGGACGAGGACAGUGACAGGCUCAUAAUCCGCAGUGGGAGCAGUCCACUUGCACCACUCCAGUUUGACUCCGACUUGGACGAUAUUCCUGAGAGGGGCAUCGUGAGUGACGGGACAUCUCUGUACAUCGAGCUGCUAUCUGAAAACUCGGGCAUCCCCCUUCUGUUGGCCCUGCGUUAUGAAGCAUUUGAUGCCGACCACUGCUAUGAGCCUUUCCUGGCCCAUGGCAACUUCACCACUUCUGACCUGUCCUACCAUGUGGGCACUUUGGUGGAGUUUGCCUGUGUGUCCGGCUACGUGAUGGAGCAAGGCUCGAGCGUCAUCGAGUGUGUGGACCCCACUGACCCCCACUGGAACGAGAGCGAGCCGGUCUGCCGGGCUCUGUGUGGCGGGGAGAUUUCUGAGUCCUCUGGCACAGUGCUGUCACCUGACUGGCCACAGACAUAUGGGAAAGGACAGGACUGUGUCUGGGGAAUUCAUGUGCAGGAGGACAAGAGGAUUCUGCUGGACAUCGAAAUUCUCAACAUCCGUCGCAGCGAUGUGCUGACAAUCUUUGAUGGUGAUGACCUCACCUCGCAUGUCAUCGGGCAGUACAUGGGCUCCCAUCAGCGCUUCCGGCUGUACUCUAGUGGGGCCGAUGUGACGAUCCAGUUUCAAAGUGACCCCAAUGACCCCAUUUUCACAAUGAGUCAGGGGUUCAUCAUUCAUUACCGAGAGGUGUCCCGUAAUGAUACCUGCCCAGACCUGCCCGUGGUUGAAUUUGGCUGGAAGACGUCGUCACAUCCCGACUUAAUCCGUGGCACCGUAGUCACCUACCAAUGUGAGCCCGGCUAUGACAUCAUUGGUUCAGACAUCCUCACCUGCCAAUGGGACCUCUCCUGGAGCAACAUCCCACCCAGCUGUCAGAAGAUCCUGUCCUGCACCAAUCCGGGCGAAAUCGCCAAUGGAGUGCGCAUGGUGUCCGACCAGCGCUUUGUGGUGGGCUCACAGGUCCAGUACUCCUGCUCCGAGGGCUACCAGCUGGAGGGAAGCUCAAGCAUCACCUGCUAUAGCCGGGACACCGGGACGCCGAAGUGGAGUGACCGCAUGCCGAAAUGCGUCUUGAAAUACGAGCCUUGCUCGAACCCUGGCGUCCCAGAGAAUGGCUACCAGACGCUUUACAAGCACCGCUAUCACGUUGGCGAGACCCUGCGCUUCUUCUGCUACGAGGGCUACGAGCUGAUUGGAGAGGUCACCAUCACAUGUGUUGAAGGACACCCCUCGCAGUGGAACAGCCCUCCCCCAUUCUGUAAAGUAGCUUAUGAAGAGCUGUUGGAUGGCCGCAAACUGGAAGUUUCCAGGACAACUGACCCCUCCCAUCAGAUUGAGGGUAAGAACAUCGCCUUGGCCAUCUUCCUGCCGAUCAUCCUGGUCAUCUUGCUGAUUGGAGGGAUUUACCUGUACUACACCAAGUUCCAAGGGAAGUCCCUCUUUGGCUUUUCGUUAUCCAGCUCCCACUCCUACAGCCCCAUCACUGUGGAGUCUGACUUCAACAACCCCCUGUAUGAAGCCGGGGACACAAGGGAGUAUGAGGUGUCCAUCUGAGGACUAGCCGCCGCCUUUCUCCUCACCACCUGACCUUCAGCUUCCUCCAGACCAUCACCACAAAAGGCAGUGCCAACACCACCUGUCCAUCCAUCGCCUGCAUCUACCAGGACACCUGAACACCACCCCCCCUCAUCCCCCCGUGGCAGAUGGAUGGACUAGCACAGCAUUAUGAAUGUAAAUAGCUGAGCCCAUCAGACAAUUACUUUGUGCCAAACUACUGCCACCCUGUGCCAGGGGUGCCCACUCCAGCCAAGUGAGCCCAUUGCCAAACCUCUCGGUGGGCAGGCUGCUCUUCAUGCCCCCUAGUGUCUCCACAUUACACCAGCCCCCCCUCCCCACACACACACCCCCCAAAGCCCUCGGCAAGAGCAGCCGGACCUUAGCCAGAGGAUCGAGCCUGGACACACGCAAGGCCUGUAUAGAUAGAUAUUUUAUUUUGACUCCAAGAUGUCGCUUUGGUGGGUUUAUUAGCUGCCAGCCCAACGCCCCCUUUGUAGGACAGCGCUGUUCUGGUGGCAGUGGCCACUCCACCGUCCUUCAAGGCGCUCGGCUUUCUUUCAUUUAACCUGCAUGGUCCGUCUCUGAAUCUGGAUGUUCAUCAGUAUCCGUGUUUACAACUUGACAAUUCUUUUGUAAUAAAAAGAUGAAUGGA